GGAAUAUCACCCAUUCUAGUUGUAUGAGACUCUGAGUUUCUUCAUCAUGUUGAGUUCUCAAUCUCUUUCAAUAACCAAUGAAUCAAAACAAGAUUCAGAGUACAACAAAAUCUGCGAGGACUACAAGCACAUGUUGAAAACCCUUCCCAAAGGCAAUGGAUGGAGGGUACAACACCUCUACAACUACAAUGGCUUUUGGUUAGACUCUGACACCCUCAAAACAAACAUGAUUCUCAACACCUACUUCAAAACUCAACCCACUGAUAUCUUCCUAGCAUCCUUUAUGAAGACCGGAACCACUUGGCUCAAAGCCCUCAUGUUCUCCAUCAUCAACCGUCAUAGAUAUACCUUCUCUGACCACUAUUUGCACCACCAUGGCCCCCAAAGCACCUUCCCUUUGAUCGACUCUGAAAUCUACCCCGUUAAUGACUUCACUCAUAUAAAUGCCCCUAGACUCUUCGCUACCCACUACGCUCGCGAUAUACUACCUCUAUGCAUGACUUCCUGCAAGUUCGUCUAUAUCUGCAGGGACCCGAAAGAUGUGUUGACUUCCAAAUGGAUAUUCAUGAGCAAGCUUAGAUCAAAAGACUUGACUCCCUUGUUGUUGGGUGAAGCGUUUGAGCUAUUCUGCCAAGGAGUUUCAGAGUACGGCCCAUACUGGGAACAUGUUCUGUCAUAUUGGAGAGCUAGCUUAGAAUCUCCGGACAAGAUUUUGUUCAUGAAGUACGAGGAUAUGAAGAAGCAGCCAAAGGUGGAGUUAAAGAAGUUAGCGGCGUUCUUGGGAAACCCGUUUACCUUAGAGGAGGUGGAGAAAGGGGUGGUGGAGGAGAUUGUGAGGCUGUGUAGCUUUGAGAAUCUUAGCAAACUUGAGGUUAACAAGAAAGGCGUUGAAAGGUUCGGGAAGCUGGUGGAGGUGGAGAAGCGAGACUUCUUUAGAAAAGGAGAGAUCGGUGAUUGGAGAAACUAUUUGAGCAAAGAGAUGAAAGAUCGUAUUGAUGGGAUCUUCGAUGAGAAGUUAAAGGGCUCGGGUUUGGUACUUACUUCAAGAGAUUGAGUGAAGAAGGCCAUCAAUGGUAGAUAGAUACCUAAUAAGGUUACAUCUAGAGGGAAUAAUAAGUACUUUUAAUUAACUUAUAAUGUUAAGUUCACAACCUUAUCAUAUAAAAAGUAUGAAAAGCAUGAAAAAAAAAGUGGUUUGACAUUUUUGUAAUUAUUUGCUCAUAGGGUAAUUAUCAAAAUUACUCUACAAAUGAUCCUAUAGGGUAAUUUUAAUCUUGUAUAAGUUAAUUUUGUAAAAUGUUCUUAUAGGAUAAUUCUGUAACUUGCAGAGUAAGUUUGAUACUCUACAAAAUUACCAUACAAGAUCAAAAUUAUUUUAAAAGAUCAAAAUUAACAUACAAGAUCAUUUGUAGAGUAA
This is a messenger RNA of Helianthus annuus (common sunflower), 1417 nucleotides long. Its product is annotated as flavonol 3-sulfotransferase. Gene Ontology annotation, molecular function: sulfotransferase activity. The transcript has 3 exons. The record is from RefSeq and is a predicted model, not a curated record. Lineage: Eukaryota; Viridiplantae; Streptophyta; Magnoliopsida; Asterales; Asteraceae. Gene Ontology annotation, cellular component: cytoplasm. Gene Ontology annotation, biological process: sulfation. The coding region runs from base 47 to 1054 and encodes 335 amino acids.